This is a messenger RNA of Rotaria sp. Silwood2, 654 nucleotides long. The record is from the annotation of a GenBank genome assembly. Lineage: Eukaryota; Metazoa; Rotifera; Eurotatoria; Philodinida; Philodinidae.
AUGACUGAACCUUCUAUUAUUCCUGCAAGUGAACAACAUACAGCUACUAUUAUCUUCUUACAUGGUUUAGAUGAUGUUGGUAAAACUUGGUUAGAUGAAUUUAAUAUGUUUGAGAUAUCGAAAAGAAUUCGACAUGUAAAAUAUAUUUUUCCAACAGCUUCAAUUAUAAAAAUAUCGAAAAAUAAUGGAACACCAAUGACUAGUUGGUUUGAUGUAUAUGGUUUUGAUGAAAAUGCUAAAGAAGAUCAAGAAGGUAUUGAAAAAGCAUCGCAACUUUUAAAUAGUCUUGUUGAAGAAGAAAUUAAAAAUGGAAUUCCACCAGAACGUAUAAUGAUUGGAGGAUUUUCAAUGGGUGGUGCUGUAGCUCUUCAUACAGCAUUAGUAUCUCCUCAUACACUUGGUGGUGUUUUAGCUCUCUCAACAUGGCUUCCUCUAUUGACUACUUUUCCUAAAGCACUUGUAGCUGGUGAUAAAAAAGUUAAUUUACCUAUUCUUCAAUGUCAUGGUAAUAAAGAUUUGAUUAUACAAAUUAAUCGGGCUCGAUUAUGUGAAGAAAGUUUUAAAGCAAUGGGUUUUAAAGAAUAUAUUUUUAAAGAGUAUGAUGGUAUGGAUCAUACAAAUUGUAAUCAAGUAAGAAUUUUAUUUUCCCAUUAA